Molecule: messenger RNA, 968 nt
Organism: Branchiostoma belcheri (Belcher's lancelet)
Lineage: Eukaryota; Metazoa; Chordata; Leptocardii; Amphioxiformes; Branchiostomatidae
Product: coiled-coil domain-containing protein 153-like
Exons: 5
Coding region: 59-676 (205 amino acids)
Source: RefSeq, a predicted model, not a curated record
UCAAAGGUCGGCUCUAGGUGCGCGUCACAGCUGCAGCUGGUUUCCAGGUUUUGCCACCAUGCCUCCUAAGAAGAAAGGAAAGGGGAAGGGUAAAGGGAAAGGAAAGAAGGGGAAAAAGGGAAAGAAAGAGAAGGACCCUGAUGCAGCCGAGGAGAAGUUUAAAAGAGCUCAACAUGAGAUUCAGUCCCUGAAGGACCACCUGGGUUUGCGGAAGGAGAUCGCUCGCCGUGCGGAGGCGACGGCCGCCGAGAUGAGACAGAAACUCCGGGGCGUGGAGGAGGAUCUGGACGACCAACGGGACGACCAGAAAUCCAUCAGCUCUGACUUGACCAGACAGUACAAGACCAUGCAGACAGAGCUGGGUUUACGGAUUCACACGCUGGAGACGGAAGUCACGCGGCUCCGACAACAGCUCGCCAACACGGAGGCAGAACUACGGGAGACCAAGAUCGAGAAGGAGAGAAUCACGCGAGAAAAGGACAGGACUAUUGAGGAGCUGAGGAUGAAAAUCGACAGUAUGGAGAUUUCCUAUGACGGGAUCGUACACGAUGCGUUGGACAACCUUCUGCACAAAAUGGACGAUGCCAAGCAGAAAUGGGAGAAGCAGGCCACCCAGAUUCAACUCAGGCACAAACACCUGCUGCUGGAGUUUGGCCUCAACCCCCUGGACAUAUAGUGCCUCCUAUCAGUUUGUGACAGUACUGCAGUACAUGCAAGGCAGAAAAUUGUACCUUCUGCAUGCUGAAACAGUUUUAAGUGUGUACAGUGGAAAUUUCUUCCCAAACUGGCUUUCUAUUAUGCAGGGCAAUGAAGGCUUAUGCAAAAGCUGAUAAUAUGUGCAAACUAUGCAAUGAAACUUGAGAUUUUAGUGUAAUAGCAAACUUAACUUUUUUAACAGUGAAGUACAAAAUGUAGACCCGGACAUUCCAGUUUUAGCUGUUUUUUCAAGCUGACUUUUUCCUGCAUAC